This is a messenger RNA of Cylas formicarius (sweet potato weevil), 527 nucleotides long. RefSeq lists its product as uncharacterized. Bases 20 to 487 code for a protein of 155 amino acids. The record is from RefSeq and is a predicted model, not a curated record. NCBI's taxonomy places the organism in Eukaryota, Metazoa, Arthropoda, Insecta, Coleoptera, Brentidae. The transcript is spliced from 3 exons.
UCUUGCGACUGUUAAAGUCAUGUUUUUUAUAACCACAGAAUUUGUUAUCCUCUCCUCGUUGUUAAUUUUGCCAUCUUCUCUGGGAGACCUCGGAAGUGGCCAUGAGAACCUAUUCAAUAUUCAACAUGUCAAAUCCAAAUUAUUCGUCGACCCCGACGGAAAAAUGGUACCGUCCCAGCAAAAAGCCGCAAAGUUCGCGUUUUUGCGUACCACUUUGAACUACGUAGAGAUCUUCGACCCGUCGACAAAGAAGGGCUUUGAUGUUGAAAAUGGAUGCUCGGGGCGAAACGUCAUUUUGUUUCCACUUCGCGUCGACGCUGACAACCAACAGUUUAUCUACAACGGCGAUAAAACCAUUUCAUCCAAAUGCAACCCCGCCAAAGUCGUGGCAAUAGAUUUUAACCAGCAUCGUUUGUUCCUGGCUGAGAAAAAUCCAAAUCAUCUGGAAAUGUAUCAGUUCGAUAAAAUCUAUGCCGGCUUUAUGUAGUGUAUUUGUUGCUAAUAUACCACUAAAUAUACCUCUAGUG